UGCAUGAAGGUGAGAAUCUGAACGACAGACAGAGAGAGAGAGAGAGAGAGAGAGAGACAGAGAGAGAGGAGAGAGGGAGUGUGAGAGUGAACGAGGGAAACGGAGCGAGAGAGAGAACAAGAGAGAGAGAACAAGAGAGAGAGAGAUUUUGAAAGACUGUUCUGUCCUAUAGUUACCCAGCAAAGAUGACUUUCAACGGAACAUGGAAAGCUGACCGCGCUGAGAACUACGACAAGUUCAUGGAGCAAAUGGGCAUCAACUUCAUGAAGAGGAAGCUGGCGGAGCACGACAACCUGAAGAUCACCAUCACGCAGACGGGUAACCAGUUCCAUAUCGUGGAGUCCAGCACCUUCCGCACCAAGGAGAUCGACUUCACGCUGGGCACCGCCUUCGACUACGCACUGGCCGACGGCACUGAGGUCUCGGGCACCUGGAACCUGGAGGGGGAGAUGCUGAAGGGGGCCUUCACCAGGAAGGACAACGGCAAGGUGCUCACCACCACCAGGACAUUGGUCAGCGGGGAACUAGUGCAGAGUUACAACUACGACGGGGUGGAUGCCAAGAGGAUCUUCAAGAAGGAGUAAAGAGCAACCAGCCAAUCAGACAGCAGGAAAGACAGAAGAAGUGUUACUGCCAAACAACACUGGACACUGGACACCCCCCAAAGCACUGUCCCGACCCUCACACUGUACAUCAGCAAAUUCUGCGGUGUUCAUUCAACACUUGGAGGGUUGAUUUGACCUCAUUUGGACAUAAAUGAACCCUUUAAGAGUUGAAUGAACACCGCAGAAUUUGCUGUGCAGAAGAAGUGUUACUGCCAAACAACACUGGACACUGGACACCCCCCAAAGCACUGUCCCGACCCUCACACUGUACAGCAGGGGUGAGAAAGAUAACACUUCAGAAUAGCUA
Engraulis encrasicolus (European anchovy) is the source of this 912-nucleotide messenger RNA. RefSeq names its product fatty acid-binding protein, intestinal-like. Lineage: Eukaryota; Metazoa; Chordata; Actinopteri; Clupeiformes; Engraulidae. Gene Ontology annotation, cellular component: cytosol; nucleus. Gene Ontology annotation, molecular function: long-chain fatty acid binding. Gene Ontology annotation, biological process: fatty acid transport. The transcript has 4 exons. The coding region runs from base 186 to 584 and encodes 132 amino acids. The record is from RefSeq and is a predicted model, not a curated record.